This is a messenger RNA of Penicillium brevicompactum, 897 nucleotides long. RefSeq lists its product as uncharacterized. NCBI's taxonomy places the organism in Eukaryota, Fungi, Ascomycota, Eurotiomycetes, Eurotiales, Aspergillaceae. The transcript has 3 exons. Bases 1 to 897 code for a protein of 298 amino acids. Gene Ontology annotation, molecular function: protein kinase activity; ATP binding. The record is from RefSeq and is a predicted model, not a curated record. Gene Ontology annotation, biological process: protein phosphorylation; spliceosomal complex assembly; regulation of mRNA processing.
AUGGCCGAAAACCAUCGUAUCGAGUACAAUUGGAUUAAAGGUGUUGAAAAACUAGGAGAAUACCAGGCUAGGGGUUACCAUCCCAAUAUGGUUGGUGACGUGUUGUAUGACCGUUAUCAUAUUGUAGACAAACUUGGCUUUGGGGGCUAUUCGAUAGUUUGGCUUGCUCGAGAUGCUUAUCUGAACCGGUAUGUUGCCGUCAAGGUCAACAUUGCCGACUUAAAUUCGCUCAAGCUUCUGUUAAAUUUCGACGAGCUUUCUAUCCAGCAAUUCUAUGAAAAAUUCGGCGAGCCCGAGACGAUUCCCAUCACGCGAUGUGAUGGAAAACCACUAUCUCCCAAUGCCCCAGCCAGAGCUGUUGUGCCGCUUUUCCUAGGGAAGUUUGCACAGAAUUUUUCGUUGUCUGACGCGCAUCCGCUUCUCAGUGACUUUGGUGAAGCAUUUGCCCCUGCUUUGGAAGCUCGUCUUGGGCAUGACUGCCAUACGCCCCGCGCAUUCCGAGCCCCAGAAGCCAAAUUCGAACCGCAGGACAUUUUCAGCACCGACUUUGUGGAUGAAGACGAGACAGUGUCUCAACAUAUCGAUGUAAUGGGGUCUAUGCCUUCGAGCUGGUGGCAGCGCUGGGAAGGCCGACCCCGAUUCUUCGAUGAGUACGGGUAUCCAACCAAAUCCCCCAGUGCGAACCGAUGGCCUCCACUGGAGGAGUCAUUUGAGACUGGUGUGCAGAAAUGGAGAAGGAAGGUGGGAGGUGGGAUUGAGGAAAGCGAGAAAUCAGCGUUUCUAGAUUUGAUGCGCUGGAUGCUGUCAUUCCGACCAGAAGAGCGGCCGACUGCCGAAGAGGUGCUAUUGUCAGAGUGGAUGGUCAAAUGGGCAUUGCCUGAUCAAGAGCGGAGGUGA